CCCCAAGGAUGGGGUAAGUUUAUUCAAGUUUCCCAUAGAUCCCGAGCUGCAUGCGAAGUGGGUGAAGCAAGUCAGGCGCACUCGUGACAAGUGGGAGCCCUCACCAACAUCUGUCCUGUGCUCUGAACACUUCGAUUUGGAUUGUUUUGACACCCUUCCCAGCUUAAAAGAAUCUCUUGGGUGUUCAGUUCAGCACAAACGUGUGUUGCUGCCAUCAGCAGUGCCUACAGUAUUCCGGAGGGGGUCGACUAGUAGCUAUGCCGGAUCCAGCAGUCGCCUGGGACAAGGCGACUCCUCCAAAGACAGUCCUCCUAUCAGAACAUGUGUUGAGAAACGACAUAAGAUAAAGCUGUGUGAAGACAUGAACACAGACACAUCCAAAGAUGGAGGGAUGUCAGAAGUCCGUGUGAAGAAAGAGGAGACGCUGGAGCUGAACAUCUCCAACCAUGGAGACUACCUCGACAACCCCCCUGAAUGUCUUUCCAUUAACAUGGAAGAUCAUGACAAUAAAGCCUACCUCUACUGUGAAGUUUGCAAAUCCUUCUUCUUCAACAAAUGUGAGGUUCAUGGACUGCCCCUCUUCAUCUCAGAUACUCCUGUUCCCAUGGGAGUCUCUGACCGAGCCAGACAAACUCUUCCUCCUGGGCUAGAAAUCAAGAAGUCCAAUAUUCCUGAUGCAGGCCUGGGAGUGUUUAAUAAGGGGGAGACGAUUCCAGUAGGUGCACACUUUGGACCCUACCAGGGAGAGCUGGUAAACCGAGAGGAAGCCAGGAAAAGUGGAGACUCCUGGGUUGUAUACAGGAGCAUGCAGUGUGAAAAAUGCAUCGACACGAAAAGAGAGAUGCAUGUGAAUUGGAUGAGGUAUGUGAAUUGUGCCCAUAAUAAUAAAGAACAGAAUCUUGUGGCAUUUCAGUAUCGAGGGGGAAUUCUAUAUCGUUGCUGUCAACCCAUUAACCCAGGACAGGAGCUCUUGGUGUGGUAUGAAGAGGAGGGCACCAAAGAACUCAGUCCUGCACCUACAGGAACAACCAGACAGAAAGAAGUAAAGAACACUUUGCUGCAAGUCUUUUCCUGCUCCACAUGUCCUCUUUCCUGUGCAUCUCAAAUUUACCUUGACCAGUGCAUCCAAAGAUGCCACAAUGAAGAGUCUGUGAGACUUCAGGACUCAAGAGACAUUAAAUAUGAACUUCAGAUCCCCUCCACAUGCUCCAGUAGUCAGCCAACAUCAACUGAUACUCUCAGUUCUGACACUUCUCAUAAAGAUGUAGAGAAGGAAAUUCACCACAGCUCAGACUGUGGAAAGAGUUUUGGUCAUCAGAAUGCACUCAAAUGGAACCAGUGCAGUCACAAAGGAGUAAAGCCACAUGACUGCUCACAGUGUGGGAAGAAUUUUACUGAACAGAGUGCUCUCCAAAGACACCAGCACAUUAACACAGGAGAGAAGCCAUAUCACUGCUCACAGUGUAGAAAGAGUUUUACUCAUCAGAGUCAUCUUCGUCAACACCAGCACAUUAACACAGGAGAGAAGCCGCAUCACUGUUCACAGUGUGGAAAGAGUUUUACUUAUCAGAGUGCUCUCAAAACACACCAGCGCAUUCACACAGGAGAGAAACCAUAUCACUGCUCACAGUGUGGAAAAAGUUUUACUUGUCAUAGUAAUCUCCACAAGCACCAGCGCAUUCACACAGGAGAGAAGCCGUAUCACUGCUCACAGUGUGGAAAGAGUUUUACUCAUGAUACUACUCUCAAAACACACCAGCGCAUUCACACAGGAGAGAAACCAUUUCACUGCUCACGGUGUGGGAAGAGUUUUACUCAGCAGAGUCAUCUCCAAUGGCACCUGCGCAUUCACACGGGAGGGAAACCAUUUCACUGCUCACGGUGCGGAAAGAGUUUUACUCAUCAGAGUGAUCUCCAAACACACCAGCGCAUACACACAAGAGAGAAGCCGUAUCACUGCUCACAGUGUGGAAAGAGUUUUACUCAUCAGAGUGCUCUCCAAAAACACCAGCGCAUUCACACAGGAGAGAAGCCGUAUCACUGCUCACGGUGCGGUAAGAGUUUUACUCAUCAGAGUGAUCUCCAAACACACCAGCGCAUUCACACAGGAGAGAAGCCGUAUCACUGCUCACAGUGUGGAAAGAGUUUUACUCAGCAGAGUCAUCUCCAAAAACACCAGCGCGUUCACACAGGAGAGAAGCCGCAUCACUGUUCACAGUGUGGAAAGAGUUUUACUCAGCAGAGUCAUCUCCAUCAACACCAGCGCAUUCACACAGGAGAGAAGCCAUAUCACUGCUCACAGUGUGGGAAGAGUUUCACUCAUGAUACUACUCUCAAAACACACCAGCGCAUUCACACAGGAGAGAAGCCGUAUCACUGCUCACGGUGCGGUAAGAGUUUUACUCAUCAGAGUGAUCUCCAAACACACCAGCGCAUUCACACAGGAGAGAAGCCGUAUCACUGCUCACAGUGUGGAAAGAGUUUUACUCAGCAGAGUCAUCUCCAAAAACACCAGCGCGUUCACACAGGAGAGAAGCCGCAUCACUGUUCACAGUGUGGAAAGAGUUUUACUCAGCAGAGUCAUCUCCAUCAACACCAGCGCAUUCACACAGGAGAGAAGCCAUAUCACUGCUCACAGUGUGGGAAGAGUUUCACUCAUGAUACUACUCUCAAAACACACCAGCGUAUUCACACAGGAGAGAAGCCGUAUCACUGCUCACAGUGUGGGAAGAGUUUUACUCAGCAGAGUGCUCUCCAAAAACACCAGCGCACUCACACAGGAGAGAAACCAUUUCACUGCUCACGGUGCGGAAAGAGUUUUACUCAUCAGAGUAAUCUCCAAACACACGAGCGCAUUCACACAGGAGAGAAGCCGCAUCACUGCUCACAGUGUGGAAAGAGUUUUACUCAUCAGAGUGCUCUCCAAAAACACCAGUGCAUUCACACAGGAGAGAAACCAUUUCACUGCUCACGUUGUGGAAAGAGUUUUACUCAUCAGAGUCAUCUCCAAACACACCAGCGCAUUCACACAGGAGAGAAGCCGUAUCACUGCUCACAGUGUGGAAAGAGUUUUACUCAGCAGAGUCAUCUCCAUGAACACCAGCGCAUUCACACAGGAGAGAAGCCGUAUCACUGCUUACAGUGUGGGAAGAGUUUUACUCAGCAGAGUCAUCUCCACAAACACCAGCGCAUUCACACAGGACUGAAGCCGUAUCACUGCUCACAGUGUGGAAAAAGUUUUACUCUUCAGAGUCAUCUCCACAAACACCAGCGCAUUCACACAGGAGAGAAGCCGUAUCACUGCUUACAGUGUGGGAAGAGUUUUACUCAGCAGAGUCAUCUCCAACAACACCAGCGCAUUCACACAGGAGUGAAGCCGUAUCAGUGCUCACAGUGUGGAAAAAGUUUUACUCGUCAGAGCGAUCUCCAAACACACCGGCGCAUUCACACAGGAGAGAAGCCGUAUCACUGCUCACAGUGUGAAAAGAGUUUUACUCGUCAGAGCGAUCUCCAAACACACCGGCGUAUUCACACAGGAGUGAAGCCAUAUCACUGCUCACAGUGUGGAAAAAGUUUUACUUGUCAUAGUAAUCUCCACAAACACCAGCGCAUUCACACAGGAGAGAAGCCGUAUCACUGCUCACAGUGUGGAAAGAGUUUUACUCAUGAUACUACUCUCAAAACACACCAGCUCAUUCACACAGGAGAGAAACCAUUUCACUGCUCACGGUGUGGGAAGAGUUUUACUCAGCAGAGUCAUCUCCAACGACACCUGCGCAUUCACAUGGGAGAGAAACCAUUUCACUGCUCACGGUGCGGAAAAAGUUUUAUUCAUCAGAGUGAUCUCCAAACACACCAGCGCAUUCACACAGGAGAGAAGCCAUAUCACUGCUCACAGUGUGGAAAGAGUUUUACUUAUUCAGUUACAUUUAAAACCCACAAGUGCAAUAACUCCAAGACAUUGCAUGAUUUAAAGUUGUCAAAUUAAAUGUUUUUAUUCAUGCUUUUGCUGAAAAUGUCCUGUACUUUGAUCCUAAUUGUUCAUAUUAAAGGACUACAUAUUUUAAAACAAUCUUAUAGUGAUUUUUAAACAAGACUAUUAAUGUUUUCUUUUGAUCUUAUGUAGUUAUUAAGUAGUCAUUAAUUACCAC
Messenger RNA from Neoarius graeffei (lesser salmon catfish), 4151 nucleotides. RefSeq names its product zinc finger protein 585A-like. Gene Ontology annotation, molecular function: protein binding; DNA-binding transcription repressor activity, RNA polymerase II-specific; histone methyltransferase activity. The transcript has 6 exons. NCBI's taxonomy places the organism in Eukaryota, Metazoa, Chordata, Actinopteri, Siluriformes, Ariidae. The record is from RefSeq and is a predicted model, not a curated record. The coding region runs from base 362 to 3988 and encodes 1208 amino acids. Gene Ontology annotation, biological process: negative regulation of transcription by RNA polymerase II.